AUGGGAACAUCGGCUUGGGUGCCGGAAGGCCCACCCUCGCACAUAGCGGUGGGCGAUUCUGACGACGGUGCUGGAGACGAACUUUAUCCCCUCCCCGAGCCUCUUCAUGCGGAGUCGGUGACGCUCGAAACUGUGCUCGACUCCGCGCAGUCGAACGGCAACGGCCUAUCAUCAGCACGAGAGGUGUCUCCGGCGGAUUCUGACGACGGUGCUGAAGACGAACUUUAUCCCCUUCCCGAGCCUCUCCAUGCGGAGUCGGUGACGCUCGAAACUGUGUUCGACUCCGCGCAGUCGAACGGCAACGGCCAAUCAUCAGCACGAGAGGUGUCUCCGGCGGAUUCUGACGACGGUGCUGAAGACGAACUUUAUCCCCUUCCCGAGCCUCUCCAUGCGGAGUCGGGGACGCUCGAAACUGUGCUCGACUCCGCGCAGUCGAACGGCAACGGCCUAUCAUCAGCACGAGAGGUGUCUCCGGCGGAUUCUGACGACGGUGCUGAAGACGAACUUCAUCCCCUCCCCGAGCCUCUUCAUGCGGAGUCGGGUACGCUCGAAACUGUGUUCGACUCCGCGCAGUCGAACGGCAACGGCCUAUCAUCAACACGAGGGGUGUCUCCGGCGGAUUCUGACGACGGUGCUGAAGACGAACUUUAUCCCCUUCCCGAGCCUCUUCAUGCGGAGUCGGGGACGCUCGAAACUGUGCUCGACUCCGCGCAGUCGAACGGCACCGGCGUGCCAUCAGCACGAGAGGUGUCUCCGGCUCUGGUUUGCUGGGGCGACAGGCGAAUCACACAGCAGCAUCUGGCCGUGGUUGGCGUGGUGCCCGCUAUUUUUGCCGGAGCAGUAGUCCUGUUGUUAUGUCAGUGGCGCUCAUGGCCGACGCGUCUUCGGCAACAGGCGCCGGAAGCGCUUCGACGGGUGAUCAUCCGGGACGCUGACCGAUCGCGCCAGCGGGAGGUCUCCGCCUUUUGGCGUUGGCGGCUGGCGACGGCGACAGGAGUUGUGACCGGCCUCCGCGCCCAAUACGAGCGAGCGGCGCCGGAGCAUGAGACAGACCGCGCCGCCGACCGCGAAGCCGCCCAAGAGCGACGAGAAGCGGCGGUGGGGGUGGAAGCGCUUCGACGGGUGAUCAUCCGGGACGCUGACCGAUCGCGCCAGCGGGAGGUCUCCGCCUUUUGGCGUUGGCGGCUGGCGACGGCGACAGGAGUUGUGACCGGCCUCCGCGCCCAAUACGAGCGAGCGGCGCCGGAGCAUGAGACAGACCGCGCCGCCGACCGCGAAGCCGCCCAAGAGCGACGAGAAGCGGCGGUGGGGGUGGUGACGGCAGUGGAGACAGCGAGACGCGAGAUGGGCGAGACAACCCUCGACGAGACCCGUGAAGCGGCGGCCGCCGACCGGGCGGAGCAGCAAGCCCGCAUGGAGGAGUUGGAAGCCCAGAUACACUCGACGGAGGAGUCUCGGGGCGUUCUUGAGGAGCUGCAGCAGCAGCUGAAGAAAAUCGAGGAGAAACUUGCGGAUAAGGCCCGGGAGGACACCCAGCGCCACCUUCGGCAGAGGCAGCAGGUCCGACACCUCGUGAAGGAGGUAGAGGGCAAGCACAAGGAGGUAGCGGCGACGACGCGGGCGCUCACGGAGGCGAGGCGUGACAGGGGGUCUCUUCAAGUGGAGAGGGAUGGCCUGAGCGUCGCCCUCGCCGCGAAAGAGGGCGCCCUCUCCGCGAUACAGGACCGCGCCCGGGUUGAGCGGGAGGACGCGAUGGCCAAUGCCCGACAGCUAGAGGGCCAGGUGAAGAAGCUGGAAAUGGCACUGGAGGCCUCGUACCUGGACGUCACGGCGGGAGAGGCGGCCACCGCCGGGGCGAGGGCGGAGGCGGAGGAGCACCUUGCGCGCCAGGUCGCGCUUCGUCGGGGGACCCGCCGAGGCGCCCAACGUCUUUGCCAGCUGCAAGUCUCGGCCUUUCGGCUCUGGCGACUGGCGGCGGUGACAACAACCGCCGACAACCAGAGGCUGUCUUUGGCACUCAUGCUGCAGCACGCGCUAGGACGAGUGAUCCAGCGGGCCGCCCGCUCUCACCAGCCACAGAUCUCAGCCUUCUGGCGCUGGAGACUGGCGACGGCGACGGUUACCGCCGCAAUCCUGAGGCAGCGGGAACGGGAGGAGAGCAUCGGGCGCGGGGCUGCGGUCGCGGAGACCCCCCUCAGGAGGCGUGACGCCAGCGCUGAGCCGGCGACCGCCCGGGUCGAAGAAGAACGCCAGGAACUGCCGAAUACCGCAGCAGAUUCCGUGGAACACACCAGGGCCACCUAG
This is a messenger RNA of Ectocarpus sp. CCAP 1310/34, 2304 nucleotides long. NCBI's taxonomy places the organism in Eukaryota, Phaeophyceae, Ectocarpales, Ectocarpaceae. The record is from the annotation of a GenBank genome assembly.